CGACGUCGUCGACUCACCGAGGCCGACGCGGGCUCUGAACAACCCACUUCUGUCUUUUUCUCGAACAUACACGCACGCGUUCAGCUGCCCCGCUAAGCCAACAGCCGCUGCGUUCCGCGCGCACUCGUCUCCGCCCAUAUUCGGCGACAUGCGCUCGUCCUCUGCAGACACUCAUCCACACAUCCAAGUUCGACAAUAGACUGUCAUAUACAUCGUACUCGACUCAGAUAGACGACCCAUCCUGCACCUCCAGCCUCCGUAUGCCAGCGGUCAUGGCAGCGCACCCAGCAUCCACAAUCUACAUGCCCAUUGUAUCUCCUCCCACUCCCGCCCCGUCCCCUCGUCUUUCCGCAUUCGAACCGCUCAGCAUCAGCGCAAGCAUUGAAGAUCCCGCCUGCCAUGCUCGCCGCGAGUUCGCCUCUCUCGCGCCCGCCCUCCGUUUCCAAUAUCUAGCAGGCCUCCUCGCCGACUGCACACCCGCAGAACUCCUCUUCAUCUCUACCACAAUCACGCCUCUUCUCCGACGAGACUUCCUCAAAGAUCUUCCCGCGGAGCUCGCUUUCCAUGUUUUGAGCUUUAUUGACGACCCGAAGACCCUCGCCAGGGCGAGCAGGGUCAGUCGCACAUGGCACCAACUCCUGGACGACCAAUGGCUAUGGCGGCGGAUGUGCGACAUUCAUGGCUACCCCUUUCCCGAAGGCGAGGACGGCGAGGGGAGUCGCUCCGACGAAACCGUCACGGACGAGGACCUCGAUGCCAUUUCCAACAUCUCAGUUUCUGCUCCGACAGUGUCAACGUUGAGCAUGCAAGAGAUACCUCCUCCGCCUCCUCCGCCGCGCUUCUCCUAUCGUAAGCACUUCCGCUAUGAAUACACUACCACUUCAAACUGGGUACACGGUGGGAAGCUCCUUCGGAUGCACCGCAUGCCACUACUCCCGUCUUCUCGACAAAUCCCGCCACAGAACCCUCCCGCAGACCAUCAAGGCGGACAGGGCACACAACCAUCGUCCGCCAUCCCCACUUCUGUUGCGAUAGACGACAACUGGGUCGUCGUCGGGUUGGCGAAUAGCCGCAUACAUGUCUUCAGCGCCCGAACAGGCGUCUUGAGUCGGACACUGGUGGGCCAUGAGAGCGGUGUUUGGGCGGUGAGUUUGGUGCGCGGGAGCGAUGGCUCAAAGAGCGCCUCCUCGACCAGGCACGACCGAGAAGCUGAGAACGAAGAAGACCGCUCCGACAUCGACGAGAUGGACAUGGACUUCGACGAGGAGUCCCUCGACCCAGCGGACUACGACCCGUUGAUGCCACCUACGCUCCGACAUGCGCUUGGGCUCGACCUCGGGGCGAACAGCGGUGCAAAGCAACAGAGACGGCGCUCGGCGUCGGACGUAUUCAGCCGUGCGGGCGCCCCGAAGAGCGGGAGGCCGAGGACGAGCGGGGGUCAGAGGGCACGGCCUGCGGCGUUCGGUAAGCCGAGCGAACCGAGCGGGGCGUCGGAUGGAUGGGGCCAACCGCAUGCGCUGGUGGUCAGCGGCGGAUGUGACAAGGACCUUAGAGUCUGGGAUGUCAAGUCAGGUUACUGUAUAUACGUCCUCUCCGGCCACACCUCCACCAUCCGCUGCCUCAAGGUCCUCCAUGGCCGCCCGCUCGCUGUUACGGGUUCGCGCGACCGCACCGUGCGUGUGUGGGACAUCCAGCGUGGGCGACUGCUGCGCACGCUUGAGGGGCACGAGCAGAGCGUGCGCUGCCUCGACGUGUGCGACCGGCGCGUCGUGAGCGGGAGCUACGACUGUACCUGUCGCGUGUGGGACAUUGAGACGGGGGCGUGUCUCCAUGUCCUUAGGGGUCACUUCCACCAAAUCUACUCUGUCGCGUUCGAUGGGGUGAGAAUCGCGAGUGGCGGCCUCGACACCACUGUUAGAGUGUGGGAUGCCGCAACUGGGGCAUGUCUCGCACUUCUGCAAGGGCAUACCGCGCUUGUCUGCCAGCUCCAACUCUCGCCGACCAUGCUCGCCACCGGCGGGUCUGACGGGCGGGUCAUUGUCUUCUCGCUCGACAAAUCCUUCACGACGCUCCAGCGGCUCUCCGCGCACGACAGCUCCGUGACGGGUUUGCAGCUUGACGAACGAUUCCUAGUCACGAGCGGAAAUGACGGACGGGUGCGGCUGUUCCGGUUCGACCGGGCGCGAGGGCUGGGCAAGUGCGAGUACGUGAGGGAGCUGACUGAGCCGACGGAGAGCGUGUGGAAGGUCGCGUUCACGCGGGAGACGUGCGCGAUCAUGAGCAAGCGCGGCGGGAAGACGGUAAUGGAGAUGUGGAGCUUCAGGCCUGAGGACGCGGGCUUGGUGAGCGAGUCAUGAGAUGCCCUGAGGCUGCCGCGUCAGAUAGAAAUUUGUGAGUAGGACUUGUCAUUGUUGUAUCUUUGGACACUCGUCGUUGUUGUGUUACACACCGGAUCUACGUUGUCGUAGCGUUUAGCAAAGACUUUCCGCAGCGCUCAGCUGGGUCCACCCGGGUACAAGAAGGUAGUAAGAGACGCAUGCACUACACAAUACAAAGGAAGGAUUGAAAGAUGUAUCAAUAUGGCGG
This is a messenger RNA of Fomitopsis serialis, 2586 nucleotides long. Its product is annotated as WD40-repeat-containing domain protein. The transcript is spliced from 6 exons. Bases 261 to 2357 code for a protein of 698 amino acids. Gene Ontology annotation, molecular function: zinc ion binding; protein binding. The record is from RefSeq and is a predicted model, not a curated record. NCBI's taxonomy places the organism in Eukaryota, Fungi, Basidiomycota, Agaricomycetes, Polyporales, Fomitopsidaceae.